This is a messenger RNA of Fusarium vanettenii 77-13-4, 3240 nucleotides long. RefSeq lists its product as uncharacterized. The record is from RefSeq and is a predicted model, not a curated record. The transcript is spliced from 3 exons. Bases 1 to 3240 code for a protein of 1079 amino acids. Lineage: Eukaryota; Fungi; Ascomycota; Sordariomycetes; Hypocreales; Nectriaceae.
AUGGGUGAAGUCUACAAAGACACUCGCGUUUAUCGUGAGUGGGAUCGGGAUGACAGCUCCUCGGACGACGAGCGCGUUCGCAAGACCACAAUCCGACGAUACAAGGUCACACCUAGUAGGACUGAUCGAACCGACCGAGUAUCCGAGUUUGACGAUGGACGCUCCCGCGCCUCCCAUUAUGGUCGCACCUCGGGUGACCUGCUCGAGGAAGACCGUCGUUCUUAUGCCGCGGACCGCCCUCGCUCUGCUUUCGAGUCCUAUGCCGGAGCCCCUUCUCACGUCAGUCACUAUGAUGAUCGUGGCCGGGACCAGGCCCCGAGAUCCUACGUUUACGAGAAAGAGAUCGAGAGAGAGACUUAUCCACCACCACCGAUGCCCGUUCCGCCGCCUGCACCUGUUUCCGCAGCUCCUACACCUGCGCCCGUAGCUGUAGCUGAGCGACCCCGUGCGACCGCUUUCGAGAAGGAAAUGGAUCGCGACUGGGAGCGACGUUCCCGGUUUGAUGGUCCACCCUUUGAGGAUGACGUCAGAGUUGAGAAGCGCAUUGAGCGUCGCGACGACGGCGAGUACCGCAUCGAGAAGCGAGUUGAAGAGCACGUCGACGAUAGUCAUGGCUGCGACGUCGAGCGAUACCGUAAGGAGACAGAAUAUUACACUCCCUAUGACCCUCCGCCGCCUCCUGCCCCCGUCAUCAUCCGGCAGCGUGCUCCUGAGCCGCAAAAGAUCAUCGUCCAGGAAGCCCCUCCCCCGGCCCCUGUCAUCCUAUCGCCGCCCCCCCGUCAAGAUCCCGGUGUGGUUGUGAUUCGUGAAAAAGAACCUCAACGUCAGAUCAUCAGGAGGGAAGUGCAAGUUCCGGCUCGCCCUCAGGAAGAGGAGUAUUAUUACCGUCACGAGCGUCGGGAUUCUCGACACAAGGAUUUCGCCAUUGAGCGAUACGACCGCCGACGCCGUGAGCACGAUCACUAUAGCGACGACGACGACUACUAUGUGCGACGCACAGUCGUGCGCCGUCGCGAGCGCAGCGAGAGCCCCCAUCAUAAGAGAUAUCUCGCUGAGGGUGCCCUCGCUGGCGCCGGUGUCACAGCAUUCCUCAACAGCCGCCGUGAUUCCUAUGGUGAUCUGCCAGAGCAUCGUGGGCGCAAGGUGAUUGCUGGAGCUGCUCUUGGAGCUCUCGGCACCGAAGCCCUACGACGAGCUCGUAGUGCUUAUGAGGACCGGUGGCAUGACGAUGAUCAGUCUCCCGACCGUCACUCCCGCCUCAAGCAGGGUCUCGGGCUCGCUGCUGUAGCCCUUGCCGCUGCCGGAGCUGCCAAGUAUUACCAGUCCAACAAGAUUGAGAAGGAAGAGGCGCACCGAGGCAGAAGCCGUCGUCGUAGCCGUGGCUACCACUCUGGCGACGACUACUCUCGCUCUCGUUCCCGAUCAAUUAUCCGGAGAACCACAACCACAAAGAAGAGCACUAGCCGCGGUAGCCGACGCCGCAGCCUCUCGACUGCAGCCAAGGCGGCCUUGGGCACCGUUGCUGCUGCUGGAAUGGCCAAGCAUCUCCGCAAUAGGUCCAAGUCCCGCGGCCGCAGCAGCAGCCGGUCAAGCAGCAGCUCACGGAGCCGAUCUGGGAGCCGCUCCCGCAGCAAGUCUAGGCUUCGUAGGGGCGCCGAGAUCGCUGGUGCCGCUGUAGCGGCCAAGGCGGCACACUCCAUGUGGAAGCACCACAAGGACAAGAAGGGUGGUGACAGCUCUGACAGCAGUGACGAUGAGUACUACCGACGGCGCCCCUCGAAGAGCCGUAGCCGGAGCCGGAGCAGGUCCAUGGCCAGAUCCAUUCAUUCAGAGCGCGGGACUGAUCCUCAGCUAGGCCCCGUAGUUGAAUACGGCACCGAUCCCCUCGCAACGCAACCGCCCCGCCCUGCGUCGCGAGGUUACGAAUCCGAGGCGGAGGCGAGACGUAGACGGCGCAGACGACGCAACCGGAGCCGCUCGGUAUCAUCAUCUGCGUCAGACCGCAGCAAGAAAAGGAGUAGAAGCCGGCUAGGAGAAAUGGCAGCUGCUGGUGCUGCGGCGAUUGGUAUCAAGGAGUACAAGGAAAAGAAGGACAGAGAGAAGAGGGAGCAAAGGUCAAGGGAACGUCGGUUGGAGCUGGAACGGGAGCGCGAGAGGGAGCGCGAGAGAGAGGCAUCUCGAGACCGUCGUGAUCGAGCUGCCAGGUCUCCCUCCCGAUCCCGAAGUCGCUCCAGGAAACGUUCCGACGUUGACGCCUUUGAUGAUCGAACACGCUCACCACCCAUGGCAUCUGGUGGUGCAGGCUAUCCUCCUUAUCCCACUGACCCUUCUCCUCCACCUGGCGGAGCUCCCUUCACACGAUUCCCGAACCCUUCUAGCGACUAUCAGCCAUAUGUUCCACAAGACUAUACUGGCUAUCCACCACCACCACCUCCAGGGCCUCCCAGGGGCUUGUCUGCCGGACCCCCUGCCUCCUACAAUCCUCCACCACCGCCGCCGGGACCCCCUGGGCCCCCUCCUCCUCCAGGGCCUCCUCGAACAGGUGGUCCUCUGCCGCCUGACAAUGUGAGUGACCCUAUCCACGACCUCGGCUUGCGAGGUUUAGACGAGGACUCUGAAGCGGAGUCCCAUGUAGCCAAGUCGGUGACCUUUAUUCCGUUGUCACCUAAAAGCUCAAUGACAAUGAAAAGGCACCGUGCGGAAGCGGCGGCCAAGGAGGAAAUGGAGAAAAUGGAGCAACUUGCUUUUGACCAACUUCAUGCCCUUGUGCCUUUUAAGCCACGCUCACGAACACGCUCACGUCACCGACGGUCCUCUUCCUCAUCAUCUUCAUCAUCGGACAAUUCUGAUACUGGCCGAAAACAUCAACCUCGGGGUGAUGGAUCUAGCUCAGACGAUACCGUCGAGAUAUUGCCUGAUCGAUUUGAUCGACGUGGCGAGCCGUUGGAUGGGCGUUCCAACCGCAAUCAUGGAUGGAAGAAUCGCAGGGGAGAUUUUGAGUACCGACCUAAGAACCGUGGUGACAUGAAUGUCAGGGGUGCAUGGCAAGUUGCUGGAACCGAUGGUGAAUCUGUGGACCGACUCGUUCGUGGUGUCACUGGAGUGCUAGAAGGCAAACGUGGUUGGCUUGGCUUGCUUGGAGAAGUUUUGGGUGGACUGCAGGGAACUGAUGAGAGCAAGGCGAUUGAGGACGGGCGUCAUCACGAUAGGAGACGCAGAAGGAGGAGGCAUUCCGAUUGA